AUGACCGCCUUCGCCUCGCGGCUAGCUUCCAAGAUCUCCAAUACCCUCGUCUAUGUGUCAUCUGAUAUUGCCUUCUCCCCCUACGGCAAUCAUUGGCGUCAGGUUAGGAGGCUCGUUACCACUCAUCUCUUCACCGUCAAGAAGGUGAACUCCUACCGGCUCUCCCGGCAAGAGGAGGUGCGCCUAGUGAUCAAGAAGAUCCAGGAGGCGGCAGCUGCGAGCAAGGAGGUGGACAUCAGCGAAAUGAUGAACACGUUCGCCAACGAUAUCGUGUGUCGUGCCGUCCUCGAAGACAACUUCCCAGGGCUAGCGAACGUGUUAGGUUUGCUCACCAGGUGGUUUGUAAGCAACAAGGCCGACGAGGCACACAAAAGAUGGGACGAUUUACUUGAAACGAUAGUAAGCGACCACGAGAGACGAAGAAGAUCUGAGCAUGGGCAUGGUGGUGGUGGUGGUGUUGACCAAGAAGAGAGUAACUUCAUCGAUGUGUUGCUCUCAGUUCAGCAAGAGUAUGGUAUCACUAGAGAUCAUAUCAAGGCCAUCUUGAUGGACAUGUUUGCUGCGGGCACAGAGACUUCAUCACUAGUUCUAGAACUCGCCAUGGCGGAGCUUAUGCGCCACCCUCAGCUCAUGAGCAAGCUACAAGACCGAAGACGAGAGACGCUGAGGUUACACCCACCGGCACCACUCCUGCUUCCUCACCUCUCAAUGGUGGACUGUGACGUGGACGGCUACAGAAUCCCCUCGGGAACACGAGUCAUCAUCAACGGAUGGGCCAUCAGUAGGGAUCCAGAGUCCUGGGAGAGCGCGGAGGAGUUCAUGCCAGAGAGGUUCAUGGACGGUGCCAGCUCCGCGGCCAUUGACUUGAGGGGAAACGACUUCCAGUUUGUGCCAUUCGGGGCUGGGCGAAGGAUCUGCCCUGGCCUCAACUUUGGCCUUGCUACUGUUGAGAUUAUGUUGGCAAACCUCGCCUACUGUUUUGACUGGGGUCUGCCCAUUGGCAUGACGGAAGGGGAUAUUGAUAUGACAGAGGUGUUUGGAUUGUUAGUCCGUCGAAAGGAGAAGCUCAUCCUGCUUCCGGAGCCACAUGCGUGCACGUGUUAG
Miscanthus lutarioriparius is the source of this 1104-nucleotide messenger RNA. Lineage: Eukaryota; Viridiplantae; Streptophyta; Magnoliopsida; Poales; Poaceae. The record is from the annotation of a GenBank genome assembly.